Messenger RNA from Staurois parvus, 661 nucleotides. The record is from the annotation of a GenBank genome assembly. NCBI's taxonomy places the organism in Eukaryota, Metazoa, Chordata, Amphibia, Anura, Ranidae.
AUGAACUUGUACCUUUCUAAAAAUUGCCGGCAUUCUGUCCACCCUUCUAGCAACAGGUUACUCCCUGACUUGUAUAGAAUGUACGGUUGCAGGGGACAAGGUCUGCAAUGGAUCUUCCGAAGUUUGUCCUUCUGGGAACUAUGCCUGCCUGUUAACCCGCGCAGUAAACACUAUGGGUGAAAUGGUGACUAUGAAUUUGUACAUCAGGCAAUGUGGACCAAGAGAACUUUGUUUAAAGACUGGAAGUAUAAGUGUCCCCAAUGGCAGAUACUUGACCAGCAUCACCUGCUGUGACACCGACAACUGCACCCCUCCCGAGCCCAACCUUCCGGAAGUCUCGAUAGCAAAGAACGGCAUGAAAUGCCCAGCUUGCUUUGUUCCAAACGCCAAGUCAUGCGACAAAGUGACCUCCAUGGAUUGUAUUGGAAAUGAGACGAUAUGUAUCACCCAGAUCACCAAUCUUAAAGGGCCUGUCCCUUCUUCACAAGUAGCACGUGGCUGUGCCACCAAAGGGCUGUGUGAUCCAGUCCACCAAGUGUGGAACAUCAACAAGUCGGUUGUGGAUUUGGAAAAUAUCUGUGCGAACUGCGGCCAUCGCCUUCAGGAAAAUAUUCUCGCGCUAAUCUUUUCUAUUUCUGUCUUUUGGAAACUCCUGGGCUAA